Trichosporon asahii var. asahii CBS 2479 is the source of this 2685-nucleotide messenger RNA. RefSeq lists its product as uncharacterized. The transcript is spliced from 5 exons. Gene Ontology annotation, molecular function: ATP hydrolysis activity; DNA binding. NCBI's taxonomy places the organism in Eukaryota, Fungi, Basidiomycota, Tremellomycetes, Trichosporonales, Trichosporonaceae. The record is from RefSeq and is a predicted model, not a curated record. Gene Ontology annotation, cellular component: nucleus. The coding region runs from base 1 to 2685 and encodes 894 amino acids.
AUGUCGACAGAGCAGCCAGACGCCGGUACGGCGAACGGAGCUGGGAGCAGCAAGGCGCAGGCGCAGGGGCAGGCAUCGCUGUCUGCGAUGUGGGGUAAGCCGGCGCCUGUCCCACCGCCAGAAACAGCAACGGCGCCAACGUGGGCUGCCGUCUCCUCCUCGCCCUCAGCUCCCGACGUACCCGACGUCCCCGAUGUACAACCACCACCAACAGCAGCUCCACCUUCAGCGCAGGCAACGCUGCAGCUUCCCCUCGCGUCCCUCGCGCCGGCGAUGAGCAAGACACCUUCGGCCACCUCGACGGCGUCCAAUUCACAACCUAGGAAGAGACGGAAAAAGGAGACGGGCCCGCCGCAGGGAAAACUCGUCUUUGGCGUCAAUGGGGUCGGCGUUGGGGCGCCGUCGCCGCCCCCCGAGGAGAAGAAGAAGAAGGAGGGCAAGGGGAAGCGCAAGUCUGCUGCUGGCGAUGUCAAUGGUAAGCUCUUCCUGUUCACUGUCCACCGCCCUCCCCCACCCACCUUAUCAUCACGUGGAGCACCACACGGACUUGCCCGCGCCCUCACAAUGGACCCAGUGAGGGUGGACGAGAGCCCGAAGCUGCCGAAGAAGAUCAUGUUUGCCGCCGAUCAGAAGAGCACGACGCAUAGUUUCUUCUCCAAGCCGGCACCCGCGCCGGUUGAGCCAGUUCCACCAUCUGGCACCGCAACGCCGACCGCCGCAGGAAGUGGGGCAGCGGGGCCAGCGGGGCCGGCGAAGAAGGCGGUCCACUCGUUCUUUGCUACUGCCGGAAAGGGUGAACCCGGGACGACGAAGAAGGGAUGGGGAUGCUGCAAGGAGGGAGAGGAGCCGAGAGCUUACCUCCCUUUCAACGAGUGGGCGGAGCAUGUUGGCUGGCGCUUCGAUGGCGGCGCGACUUGGUCAGCACACCGCCCCGCCGCUCCUUCAGCAAUCGACGACGGCACGUUCUGGCGGCAUUACCUCUCUGACGAGGCUGGACCGUCGCGACCAUCGCCCAAGGCUGCCUCGGAGGCUGUAUCCGCGCCCCCCUUCGUUCUCGACCACCCGGCCAUCGCUGCUGUGGAGCGCACGCCGAAAGACGCCCAACAGUCAUGGUGCGACCUGCAUCGCCCGCGCACCGCCGCCGCCGUGCUCGGCAACGAGGUCGAAGCUACCUACCUGCGCGACUGGCUGAAGGCGCUCUCCGUCGGCGCCAUCGACAGUAAGCGUGUCAUAAGGAAGGUGCACCGGCGGAAGGCUGUGAAUCCGGAACUGUCGUGGAUCGUAGACGACGCGGGGCUGUUCGGUGAUCCCGAUCCUCUCGGCGACACUAUGUACGAGGACGACGAGAUCCCUGAACCGGUCGAGGAACCACUCCUUCCGCUGGGCGCCCGGCCGGAUCAGUACCCGAUCAUCGGCAACUGGGUCUCGAACACGAUCCUCCUCUCCGGCCCCAGCGGGACGGGCAAGUCUGCCGCCGUCCACGCAGCCGCGACAGAGCUGGGAUGGGAGGUCUUCGAGGUGUAUCCCGGUAUCGGGCGGCGUACGGGCGCGAAUCUCUUAUCCCUCGUCGGCGACGUCGGCAAGAACCACACGGUCACGCGGGAGAAGAAGGCGGACAAGAAGUCGGCUGCCGACGCCCUGAAGGCCAUGUUUGGCAAGGCGAAGCCGGCGAAACCCACGCCGCCGCCAAAGGCGAGCCAAGGCUCCGCCGCCGACCCGAUCGAGCUCGACGACGAGUCUAAGGAUCCCGACGUCGAGGUCGUCCCGUCGCCGGCGAAGGUGGUGGACACGCCCGAGCCGCCAGCCGAGUCCAAGUCGCAACAGUCCCUCAUCCUUAUUGACGAAGCGGACAUUCUCUUCGAGGAGGAGAGCAGUUUCUGGCCCGCGCUCGUGUCGCUCAUCGCCGAGUCGCGCCGUCCAGUCGUCAUAACGUGCAAUGACGCUGCCGCUGCAGACAAUCCUGCACUUCAAGCCGGCACCUUCCUACCUCGCGCAUCCCCCUACCAACCUGACCUCGUGGACCAGCCCCUGCCGCCGAACGGGAACGAGCCGGCCGAGGUGUUCGACCUCCGCGCGGCGAUCACGCAACUCCAGCUAGACCGCGGGGUUGCCAAGGAAGACAGCGGCGAAGAUGUUGGCGAUCUGGCGUCGCUGGAACAGCGGUUCGAGAACAUGUCCUUUGCGGAUGCCUUCGUCGCGCAACGCGACUGGGGACGGCUAGAGGUUGACCGCUACGCUCCUACCCCAGACGACGAGGAAGCCAAAGGGCGGCUCCUGAAGCCAUUCACGCAAGACGCGUACCCCAUCCUGGCCGUGUGCGACUGGUCCGACGCCAUCGCCGAGACCAUCAUCUCACUCUCGGGCGGUGCCAUUCCGCAGAAGAACGUGCAGUACGAGCAGACAAAGUACAUCCGGCACGUCCUCCCCCUGCUCGACGAGAUCGUGUACCUCGACGGCCGCCUUCUCCCGCACCCCUCGCUGUUCCUGGAGACGAUACCCUUUGUGCGCACAGUCGUGCGUGCCGACGACCUGCUCGUGAUCGAGGACAGCCAAGCGAGCAACGAGGGCGCACCGCGGAUCAACCGCCGCACAGGGCGUCUGAUGCGGACGGGGCGGUACGAGCGCUGGCUCGAGAUGCCGGAGGAGCUGCUCGACAUCGCGAGGUAUGGUGGCCUGGAGGCAUAG